Messenger RNA from Nanorana parkeri, 2189 nucleotides. RefSeq names its product zinc finger and BTB domain containing 7C (gene ZBTB7C). The transcript has 3 exons. Gene Ontology annotation, biological process: regulation of transcription by RNA polymerase II. The record is from RefSeq and is a predicted model, not a curated record. Bases 233 to 1996 code for a protein of 587 amino acids. Lineage: Eukaryota; Metazoa; Chordata; Amphibia; Anura; Dicroglossidae. Gene Ontology annotation, molecular function: RNA polymerase II cis-regulatory region sequence-specific DNA binding; protein binding; DNA-binding transcription factor activity, RNA polymerase II-specific.
CAAGACAGAAGGAGAUCAGUGAGGAGCAAGCCACAGCCGGGGAUGUAGGCAGCCAGCAUCCGGGCGACUCUGAAUUUCAGCUGAUCGACUCCAUGGCCAAGCACCAGAGGAAGCGUUGAAGACAUUAUCCUCAGUGCAUGCUCUCAUUAGCUGCCGGAGGGAGCAGACUCCUCGUCCCUGCUGGAGCAGACAGCUGGCACAAGACACCACACCAAGGACUACAUAUGAGAACAUGGCCAGUACAGAUGAAGACCUGAUUGGUAUACCAUUCCCGAAUCACAGCAGCGAUAUCUUAUGUGGGCUAAACCAACAAAGGCAGGACGGCCUUCUCUGCGAUGUGAUCCUCAUCAUACAGGAUCAAGAGUACAGGACGCACAGGUCUGUGCUGGCAGCCUGCAGUCAAUAUUUUAAGAAACUCUUCACCACAGGCUCCAUGACUGACCAGCCUUACAUCUACGAGAUCGACUUCGUCAAGCCGGAUGCAUUCUCAGCCAUAUUAGAAUUCGCUUACACGUCCACGCUCACCAUCACCACGGCCAACGUUAAACACAUUCUGGACGCAGCUGAAAUGCUAGAGAUCCAAUGUAUCAUAAACGUGUGCCUGGAGAUCUUGGAGACGCCAAGGGACGGCGAGGAGGACGAUGAGGAGAAGGAAGAAGAUGACGAUGAAGAUGAUGACGAGGAAGAUGAGACCAAAGACUUUGUUGACCAGGAAAAUCACAUGGAUAUUCAGGCAACCAGCUUCAACCAAAGCGCCCCGGAGUCCGACGAACCUGAAGAAUCUUACCAUGAAACUCAGAAGGACCUGCCAACCCAUUACACUUCUACCAACAGUUCUUCUGGCCACCAAAGUGCCAUUAAAGACUUUUCUAUCAGGUCACUGUUGAGUGAAAACCCUUACCCAAAAAGCACAGCAGAGAAAAGGCCACCCAUUUCCCACUUUGUUCCUGGUUUCUUUCCCCAGCUGUGGAACGGUGAUCUGGUGAACUUCUCCCAAGUCCAAGAGCAGCCUGUGGACACCGGGCCUCUGGAUCUUGUGAUCAAAGACAGGAAAAUUAAAGAGGAGGAGGAGAAUGUAGAGAUCCCAGCUCUACCGUUUCCUACAGACUUCUUCAAGGAUAUGUUUCUGGAGCAUUCCGCCAAACAUUUUGGGCAGAUCAAGGCCGAAAUGGAUUAUAGUGCUUACCUCAGCUUUCUGAGUGCCGCACAUCUGGGCAUGUUUCCUUCGUGGCCUUUGGAAGAAGAAAGGAAGAUUAAGCCGAAGGCCUCCCAACAGUGUCCCAUAUGUCACAAGGUCAUCAUGGGAGCUGGGAAACUCCCGCGGCACAUGCGGACCCAUACAGGAGAGAAGCCUUAUAUGUGCAAUAUCUGCGAAGUUCGUUUUACCAGACAAGACAAGCUGAAGAUCCACAUGCGAAAACAUACAGGUGAGCGCCCUUAUCUGUGUAUCCACUGCAACGCCAAGUUCGUCCACAACUACGACCUGAAGAACCACAUGCGCAUCCACACCGGGAUCCGGCCCUACCAGUGCGAGUUCUGCUACAAGAGCUUUACCCGAUCGGAUCACCUCCAUCGCCACAUCAAGAGACAAAGUUGCCGAAUGUCCCGGCCCAGGAGAGGAAGGAAGCCCGCGGCUUGGAGAAAUUCCAGUCUAUUGUUUACGCACAACAACCGUGGAGGAGAGGAAGGUUUCACGGUGAUGUCUCCAAGUCUGGAGACCAACAGAGACCACGUUGUGGCUCCUGGGACCAUUGGUGUUCCAGGACCUAGCCAAAAACAUCUACUUGAGGAGCCCAGAAACCUCCUGAACUUAACAGACUUGGAAAAACAGUACGAGGACUCUCACAUGAAGCUACUGGAGAGGGCUCGCCUAGAAACAGACAGGAAUGGAGGACUGUACCAGUUUUCUCUGGGGGACAACCUUUCCCCAAGGCAGUUUUUCGAUCCUUGGAGUGUGACGUUGGCCCAUGCUCCCCUUUCUGAGACAAGCAGCUAAGAUCAAAGUUGUCUAUAUUGUUAAUAUGGUUGAAGGUGAACUUGUCAACUGCACAGAUUGGAGUUGGCCAUCUUGUGGAUGGAAACAAUAUUCAACUAGGGAUUGGUAAUAUGACAAUAGAAGGCAUGGUGGGUUUCAUGUGUAAAGUGGACCUCUCAUUUCUGAAGCAUCAAUUCAUCAAUCGGAAUGAAGC